This is a messenger RNA of Zygotorulaspora mrakii, 2373 nucleotides long. RefSeq lists its product as uncharacterized. The coding region runs from base 1 to 2373 and encodes 790 amino acids. The record is from RefSeq and is a predicted model, not a curated record. The transcript has a single exon. Lineage: Eukaryota; Fungi; Ascomycota; Saccharomycetes; Saccharomycetales; Saccharomycetaceae.
AUGUUCAGCAGUAACACUUCAGAUAAUAAAAAUCGACGUAGAUCUUUUUUCCUAUUCGGAGGAUCCCAGGUAGUACCGAAAGCAUCUACACAUAAGGCAUCAACCAGUAAUGGCAGUGGUAAGGUUCUGAGCUCUCAAACUCACAGGCAGCAAGCUGUUGACAUAUCUUCCAGUCAUAAUAGGAAACCAUCUUUGCAUGCAGUCGAUGGUCAAAGGGAGAGCAAGCCGGUCUUCAAAUCUCAACUAUCUGAAACCGGCACAGCAGCUCAUGUAAAUGACAUCUUAGACGAUAAAGAUGUCCCCAACGGUAUGCACACUGAUAUAGCGAAGCGAUCUACUUCACAUAUGAAGCGACCACCGCCCCCACCAAUAGAUUUGGAAGCGCUGAAUUUUGUCAAGCAAACACCAACUCUACGAGUAUCGAGUAGCGGAGAUAUAGGGCAAUUGAGCUCAACCCAGGAAACAUUGAAGUCUGCUUCAUAUUCACCUUCUAAAACUCCAGUUGCUCUGGAUCAGGAGCCAGAAGUAAAACAGCACAAAAGACAGAUUUCGGAAGCUGAGAAAUUGGUUGACGAUCUUGAUAGUUAUAUCAAGCAGCAAAAGGAGAUGAGCGAAAGUGCUGGGAAUGGUUCUAAAGGUGAGGAUGUACCGAAUCAGUUCACAAGUGGUAACUCGAACUUUGCUGAUGACAGUUUUUUAUCACCAAAGUCUUCAACAUCUUCAAAAUCCAGUAUCAAUGCAGAGAGUCCGAUAGAAAGUCCUUUUACGUAUGUUGGACCUUUGAACUUGCCUGUUGAAGAUAGAAAUCCCCUAAAAAAUAAGGAAGCAUCACUUUCGAAGAGAAGAUAUGAUCCUUUCCUCGACUUGGAUGUUGAUAAUGACAGAUUUUCUUUUACGACCUCUUUGAAUGAUAAAUCGGUUAAAAGUAUACAGCAUGUAGCGCUAAAUGAUUCUAUGGGAGCAGCCCCUAUUAUUACAAACUAUGGCUAUGGCUAUGGAGCCAUAACUGAUAGCGAUAUUGAUACAAAUGGUUCUGAAAACGAUGAAACCUCUCGCCUAUUGGGCACAGGCCAUGAUGAUGAUGAAAAUCUUUCUCUCAAAAGAGAACCCUCUAUAACUGUUCAGGAAACUGGCAAUGAGCUGGAAUUUAGCGACAGAAAUACUGAUGAUGAAGAAGCUGUAUCAAGAAAUUUUCGUGUUGUGAACGAAGAUAAACCUUCCUUUUACUUGAAUGGUAACGACAACAACACAACGAGUACGACAAAUUCUACAGCAACCGAAGAUUAUGAGAGACCUCAAGACGGUCAAAGUAAGUUAUCAUUACCAGAUGCCAGCGAUAACUACGGAGAGCUUUCUAUAACAAGUACUGCCUCAAGUUACGAACCUACUCCUGGCAUGAGGGAAACUGGAGCAGAUGACAUCAUUCUGGAGACUAAAAACAUGGUUCCCCUUCCGGAUAAAUCAGUUAGCAACGAUAUCGAAAAACCGUCGGGUGCCCCGCAUGUAGUAGACAAUCUUACUACACUUAGCCAGUCCAGCAGAAGCAGUCUUACAAGCUCUAACAAUAGCUCAUCCGUCUCUCCGCAUCCGGAUAAGAUGGUGAGACUUGUUUCAAGCUACGUUGAAGAAUCAAGACUCAAAUACUAUACCACGUCUAAUUUCCUCCAAGCUCCACCAAACCUACCAAUAUCUCUAAAACAGAAGAAUAAUCUUAUACAACCAAAGAAUAUCAAAGUUCGUAUAAGAACAAGCUCCAAACAAAUAGGUAUCAAGCAUGGAGGGGCAAAACAAAAGUUGCUGAGCUUAGAAACCACAAAGGAGGAAGAAAAUGAAAAUGCCAGUGAUCAACUUUUGGGGAGUAGAAACAGGAUAACUGCAGAUCAUACGAAAGAAUUCCAUAAUUUGCUCAGUAAAGGUGUGAUUCGUAGACAAUCAAAUCUCUUUCCAAACCCCCAAACCUUUGAUACAGGAAGUCGCGGAAGGACCACUAACGAGACGAAUGCAGAUAAGGACAGUGAGUACUAUUUAGAGGACAUUCCUGGUGACGAUGCCUACGACAGUGACGAUGCUAUGGCCCCACUCAGAGAAAACCGUGGGUCGCAAUCCUCUAAAAGAGUUUCAAGAAGCGACACUGUUGUGAGCUAUUUCACGAAAAACCAACGGCGACUGAGAAGUGGAACGUUGGAGAACAGUUAUGCUUACCUGCAAGGUCUUCCUAAGGAUGUCAACAUUGAUGAUUAUCGAGCUGCGAGCGCUUCACAUACAUUGGAAAGGUCAGACUCUAAGAAGAGCCUCGCUUCCAAUAUCUUAGACCCUACUUACUCAAAUGGCAACACACUGCAUGUCGCUAACCCCGACACAGACUCUGAAUAG